CUCCACCAGGAAGUCUCCACGGCGGCGCCUGAGCCUCGGCUGCUGGUAUGAUGCACGCUUUGUCCGCCCGGGGGGAACCGCGUCUGAUAUUUUGAGGCGAAAUGACAGUGCAGCGGCGGGGAAACACCAAAGGUCCGGACGCAAACGGAAUAGAGAAGAAGAUCAAAAGAGGUAAUGCCCUGCGGCAGGCGUCUGCAUGGAGGGGCUCCCGAGGGCCCCUGCUCUUGCUGCUGGGGGCCGCGGCCCUGUGUGGAGCGGCCGGCUGGCUGUACGUCUCCUCGUGGGACGGUGAGAUCACGGAGACGCUCGUCAGCCGGGGGGAGCUGGUCACCCCCAAGCCCAGGGUCUACACCGUCCAGUGCUCUGAGGACUACGAAAACUACAAGCGCUACCCAGGAUGCACUCCUCAGAGGUGUGGGCGCGCAGUCACAGACAGUGUGGUGACCAGGGAGGAAGCGCAGGCCCUCAGGAGGCUGGCUGAGAGGGGGCUGGCACUGGCCGGGUCAGAAGGAGGAGCCUCCAUACUGGACCUGCACUCCGGGGCGCUGUCGAUGGGGAAGCAGUUUGUUAACAUCUACAGGUACUUUGGGGACCAGAUCAGCGAGGUGUUCACUCAAGAGGAUUUCCAGCUUUACAGGGAUGUGCGUGGCCGUAUCCAGGCGGUGAUUGCUGAGACGUUUGGCUUGGACCCGUCUCUGAUGUACCUCACUAAGCCCACCUUCUUCUCCAGAAUCAACAGCACGGCAGCCAAGACCCAACACGACGAGUACUGGCACCCACACAUAGACAAGGUGACUUACGGCUCUUUCGACUACACCUCUCUCCUGUACCUGUCGGACUACGGCUCUGACUUCACCGGUGGGAGAUUCAUCUUCAUGGACCCAAAUGGCAAUCGGACGGUGGAACCACGGGCAGGACGAGUCUCCUUCUUCUCCUCCGGCUCAGAGAACCUCCAUCGCGUGGAGAAGGUGACGUGGGGGACGCGCUACGCCAUCACCGUGUCCUUCACCUGCGACCCGGCCCACGGCAUCUCUGACCCCGACCUGCCCUGAGCCGCCCCCGUGGGUGACGGCGCCGCCUGCUGGCCCGGACAAGCCCUGCAACACAGAGCGGAAAAGACAAAGACAAAGAGAGAGAGAGAGAGAGAGAGAGAAGGGAGGUGUGAGCAGCUGAAUCAAGGCCUCUCAUUCCACGCCUUGACCGUCUCCAUACUGAAUCAACUUCUGUUUGUUUUUGUUUGUUUUUUUAUAUAUAGGUUUUAUUAGCGGCGGCGGUAGAGCUGCACAGUCCCAAUUUUUUUCCCAUUCUGCUGCUGCCUCUUCUCAUUGAUCGUGUUACAGGACAGGGCCACCUACCUGCUCCCUCUCUUUCGUAAGGGUGCUGUCCUAUUUAUCACCGCUCCAUUUUUGUACACCAAUUGCUUUUUUUUUUUUUUAACACCUCCUUAAUGACUAGAAUUUGGGUGUUGUGGGCCUGCACAGGUUACCGUAAUCUGUUCUUUGAUGUGAUCUUUUUAAGGACGGCUAAGCAGAAAUUGCCUCCUCGAGACAAAAACAGCUUGAAAGAGGCUGUGGGGCUUUUUUUUUUUUUUUUUUUCCUGGUGUUAUUUUUUUAAGGGAAGGUGUCCAUCCCCUCUUGAAUUACCUACUUUAUCAGCCCUCCAGCCCAAAAUCCCCACUCAAUCUGGCACCCGGAUCCGCACCCAUGACCCAGGAGGCGUUUUCUUCUGAGAAGAACCCUCUCCUUGUCCAAGAGGGGUUGAACUUCCCACCAGUAUGCUACCAUUUACUGGAAGAAGGCCGGUGAGUGGUUUUAAAGAAAAAAACGAAGGGGACCAAAACAGGAAAAGGCCGUGUCUCAUUGUGUCUUCCUCGAGAAAUGCCAUUUAUAUCGUUUUACCGUUUUCUUGUCUCGCCUGUUAUGCAGAACGUACCGCUCAUGAAAUCACAAUGUUUCAGUGUUUACGUUGAUAUCGAAUUUUCAUUAAACCAACAAAUAAAAUCCAA
Molecule: messenger RNA, 2006 nt
Organism: Myripristis murdjan (pinecone soldierfish)
Lineage: Eukaryota; Metazoa; Chordata; Actinopteri; Holocentriformes; Holocentridae
Gene: ogfod3
Product: 2-oxoglutarate and iron dependent oxygenase domain containing 3
Exons: 9
Coding region: 102-1052 (316 amino acids)
Cellular component (GO): membrane
Molecular function (GO): iron ion binding; oxidoreductase activity, acting on paired donors, with incorporation or reduction of molecular oxygen; L-ascorbic acid binding
Source: RefSeq, a predicted model, not a curated record